Molecule: messenger RNA, 271 nt
Organism: Rotaria sp. Silwood2
Lineage: Eukaryota; Metazoa; Rotifera; Eurotatoria; Philodinida; Philodinidae
Source: the annotation of a GenBank genome assembly
AUGAAAAUAAAGCUCUUAUCAUUACAUACAAUUAGGAUUGAAUUAUUACAUGGCCUUGCAUUAUAUCAUUCUUUAAGAUCUCAUAAAAAUCUUCGUCAUGUGGAAAUUAUUUUAAAAACAAUCGACGAUUUAUAUAUAUUACUCGAUGGACUUAUACCAAAUGUUCAAUCAUUAAUUGUUCAUUCAACUCAAACACGCAUUUUGAGUAAGUUUAUUAUUAUUGAGACGCUUUAAAAAUGAUUCACUGACUAAGGAUGAAUAACUAUACACC